Molecule: messenger RNA, 199 nt
Organism: Dovyalis caffra
Lineage: Eukaryota; Viridiplantae; Streptophyta; Magnoliopsida; Malpighiales; Salicaceae
Source: the annotation of a GenBank genome assembly
CAUCAUGGUUGAUCCUCCUAAAGCCUUGAUGUGCAGACUGCAGUGCAUGAAUUCUUUGGAAACUAUUGAAUUUCAGCCCCAGUGUGGUUUCUUUGAAUCUCUGCAAAAGUACUGCAUUGGGUCAAUUAUUGGACUAAUUGUCUUGUGCUAUGAAAUACAAGAACUGUUAGGAAAUUCAGGAUAUUCACGAGGUGACUAG